Molecule: messenger RNA, 3045 nt
Organism: Malassezia restricta
Lineage: Eukaryota; Fungi; Basidiomycota; Malasseziomycetes; Malasseziales; Malasseziaceae
Product: ribosome assembly protein 1
Exons: 1
Coding region: 1-3045 (1014 amino acids)
Biological process (GO): cytosolic ribosome assembly
Cellular component (GO): cytosol; ribonucleoprotein complex
Molecular function (GO): GTPase activity; ribosome binding; GTP binding
Source: RefSeq, a predicted model, not a curated record
AUGCCGCCACCAACGCGGGCGUUUGCGUCGGAGCACGUCCGGUGCUGUACGCUGAUCGGACAUGUGGACCACGGCAAGUCGUCGUACGCCGACUCGCUUCUCGCGGCGAAUGGGAUCAUCUCGUCGCGCGCGGCAGGCCAGGUUCGGUACAUGGACAGCCGCGAAGACGAGCAGGAGCGCGGCAUCACGAUGAAGUCCAGCGCCGUGUCGCUCACAUUCAAGCUGCGCAAGAUCCAAGAGGGACAGGUCGAGGGCAUCGACGACUACACACUGAAUCUGAUCGACACGCCGGGGCACGUCGACUUCUCGUCCGAGGUAUCGACGGCCGCGCGACUUUGUGACGGGGCGCUCGUCAUCAUUGACGUGGUUGAGGGCGUGUGUACACAGACGGUCCAUGUGCUGCGGCAGGCGUGGAUGGAUGGCCUGCGCACGGUGCUUGUCGUGAACAAGAUGGACCGCCUGAUCACCGAGCUGAGGCUCACGCCCAACGAGGCGCACCACCGCCUGCUGCAGCUGAUCGAGCAGGUGAAUGCGGUCAUCGGCGGCUUUUAUGCCGCGGCGUGCAUGGAGCAGGACCAGCGCUGGCACGAGGCUGGCGCCGACGCCACGACGCGCGACACACGCGAAGACGCCGACCUGUACUUUGACCCGUCGCGCGGCAACGUCAUUUUCGCGAGCGCGGUGGACCAUUGGGCGUUCCGUUUGGAGCGCUUCUCGCACAUGUAUGCGCACAAGCUGGGGAUCAAGGAGCAGACGAUUCGGCAGUUCCUGUGGGGACACUACUACUUUGACCCGAAAACUAAGCGCGUACUUACGCACGAUCGCGACAAGCGCGGCCUCAAGCCCAUGUUUGUCCAGUUUGUGCUCGACAAUAUCUGGCAGGUAUACCAAAACACGGUCAUCGAGCGUGACCAGGCCAUGAUCGACCGCAUCAUAUCGGCUCUGCAGCUCUCGAUUCACGCGCGCGACCUGCGCUCUAAGGACCCGACCGCGCUGAUGCACGCCAUCAUGAGCCAGUGGCUGCCCCUGCCUGCGUGUACGUUCAACGCCAUCGUGCGGUGCCUUCCGUCGCCUGCCGAGGCGCAAAAAGAGCGCGUGCCGCGUAUGAUCCGCCCCGAUCUUGGCUUCUUUGCGACGGACGCGGACCUCGCACCGAAGAACGAUUUGGAGCGCGACUUGUUUGCGUCGCGCUCCGGCCCAGAUGCUACGGCCGUCGCCUAUGUGAGCAAGAUGUUUGCCGUGCCGCGCGAUGACAUGCCAGAACACCGACGCGUCCAGCUCACGGCCGAUGAAAUGCGUGAGCGCGGACGGCUCCAGCGCGAGGCGAUGACGUCCACGGGCGCCGAGGCAGCGGCGGAGGCGCCGGCGGAUGAGGCGCCGGCAGAUGAGGCGCCGACGGACGAGGCGCCCGAGGUGAUGCUGGGCUUUGCGCGGCUGUACAGCGGGCGCCUGAGCGUGGGCGACACGAUCACGGCCAUCCUGCCGAAGUACGAUACGACUCGGGCACCGACGGAUGCCGCGAAUGAGCCGUACGUGCGUACGUGUCGCGUGCAGGCGCUGUACAUGAUGAUGGGCCGAGAUCUGGUGAGUGUGCAGCGCGUGCCCGCGGGCAAUGUCUUUGCGAUCCGCGGUCUCGAUGGCGUGGUGCUGCGGAAUGCGACGCUGAUCUGCGGUCCUGAGGAGCUGCGCGAUGUCGUGAACCUGGCGGGUGUGCGCCGCUUCGCUACGCCGAUGGUGCGUGUGGCGCUGGAGCCACGGAGUGCGGCCGACAUGCCCAAACUGGCCGCAGGACUGGAGCUGCUGAAUCAGGCUGAUCCGUGUGUCGAGGUGCUGGUGCAGGACAAUGGCGAGCAUGUGAUGAUGACGGCGGGCGAGCUGCACUUGGAGCGGUGCCUGCGUGACUUGCGUGAGCGCUUUGCGCGGUGUGCGAUCCAAGCGUCGCCGCCGCUCGUGCCGUUCCGUGAGACGUGCGUCAAGGCUGCGAACAUGGCGCCGCCCAAGACGCCGGGGGAGCCGCGCGGCACGAUGCACGGCACGGCACUGCAGGGCGCGCUGUCGUUUACGAUCCGCGCUGUGCCAAUGCCGCCCCUGCUGGUCGACUUUUUGGUGGUCAAUGUGCCGACGAUUCGUCGGCUGCGCCGCCGGCAUCAUGACGACGACGACGACGACGACGAUGCGGGUGAGGUGGGCGAGGUGCGUGAUGCCGAGGCGGUGCGUCGUGUGCCUGUGCGUGCCUUUUGGGACGAGCUGCAGGCGGUCCUGCAGCGCGUGGGUGGUGAGUGGGCCGAUGUGGCCUCGCAGAUCUGUGCGUGGGGUCCGAAGCAUGUGGGGCCGAACCUGCUGCUGGAUCCGCAGCACGUCUUGCGCCGCGUGCGGCAGGACGAGGCGCCGCGUCUGGAGCGCGAAUGGUGUGAUGCGAUCGAGGCGGGCUUCCAGCUCGCGACCGGUGCCGGCCCGCUGUGUGCGGAGCCGAUGCAUGGCAUGGCGUUUGUCGUGCAGCACGUGGAGAUGGACCACGACGCGCUCAGCGAGGCUCGCGCGAAGGUCUCGCAGCUGGCGUCCUCGGUCAUUUCCGGCGUGCGUGAGUCGUGUCGUCAGGGCUUGCUGGACUGGUCGCCGCGCCUGCUGCUGGCCAUGUACUCGUGUGAUAUCCAAGCCGCGCCGGACGUGCAGGGCAAGGUGCAUGCCGUCCUGCAGCGCCGGCGUGGUCGCGUCGUGUCCGAGGAGAUGAAGGAGGGCACGCUCUUCUUCACGAUCAGUGCGCUGCUGCCUGUCGUCGAGUCGUUCGGCUUUGCCGAGGAGAUCCGCAAGCGCACGUCCGGCGCGGCGAGUCCGCAGCUCUUCUUUGCGGGCUUCCAGCUCUAUGACCAGGAUCCGCUAUGGGUGCCGCGCACGGAAGAGGAGCUCGAAGACUACGGAGAAAAAGGCGACCGCGAAAACAUCGCCAAGCGCUACGUCGACAUGGUGCGCAAGCGCAAAGGCCUCGCCACGAGCCGGCGCCUCGUGACGUCGGCGGAGAAGCAGCGCACGAUGAAGUCCGCCUAG